AUGACGGGAAACCGACUCCGAAAUCUCAUUCUAUUUGUCUACGGUAUGGAAGAGGUUGUCCACGCCCCCUUGGACUCGCUACGAAUACUCCAGGCGGCCAUCGACGUUGCGAAUUCAGAUGCUGGAUCUCUUGUGCAAUUUUCAAUACCGGAUGGGAUUGUUACCGGAACUUCCGGUUGUCCACAAGGGAGUAGUGCUGGGCUAGGUGCGAAGGAAGUGUGUGAUCAGUACUACCAGCACAACAUCAAGGCGGUUUUCGGGCCGAUAUGCUUUGAAGACAUGCGCUUGAUCGAGCCGGUCAUCGAUGAGUGGGGUAUUAGUCAAUUCAGUUUUUGGACCGAUUUCAGCUUGACCCGCCAUAUACCAGAAAUCAUUGAGAUGAGCCGAAGAGGGUUUUUGAACAUUGCUUACAAUUUGAGGGCGAUUUGCACGGCUCUUGGCUGGGAUGAUGUUGCUCUUUUUAUAUGUAUGGAUUGCUACGAAGAUUCUAUCAACUAUCGCAUCGAUUCGAUCAGGGACACGCUUGAAGAGUUGAACGUGCGGACGCUGUACUUGGGGGAGAUGAACAAAACGAUCAGUCGAACAGAGCUCGCGCAGAUGAUGGUAUUGAUGAAAAAGACGGCUAGAGUAUUCAUCACGUUUCUCGGGGUUGAUCCGGAGCUGAACAUCCUGUUCGCGCAGGCGAUGGCCGAUGCAAAAUUGUCAUCAGAUGAAUAUAUUGCCGUAUACAUGUUGCACUACCAGAAUUACGACACCGCCACCGUACCCUGGGGUACUAGUGCUGCUACGCGGAAGUUAUUUAUGAACUCUGUUUUGGUAUACAACGACUUCCCAACCUCGUACACCACAGCAAUAGGGCAACUAGAACUUUCAAAAGCCAAUGAGGAGCAACAACUCUACUAUCUACAAUUGUAUGAAGCCGUCCAAAUCUACGCCUACGCAUUGAAUGCCCUCCCAGAAGUGACGGGAGAUGCCAGCUACGAUGGAGAGGCAGUUGCUGGGGUGCUACGUUCCAACCAAAUUCAAGGACCUUUUGGCAGCGUCUUUUUCAACAAUAACACUAUGCGGCUGUCGGGUUUUGUGCCGUUCUAUGUUACGAAUGACAGUGUCUCCCAGCUUGCGAAUAUCGUUGUUGGGCCCGAUCCGAGUUGUAAUGAUACUAUAUAUGAAGAUACGGCGAUGGCUUGUUAUACUUUGCUUGCAAAUACUUCGAUACUUGCCGAUGUUGGAGCGAAAUUUCCACAAGAUGUUCCACCAUGCGGAUUUACUGGGGAGUUGUGCGAUCAGACCAGCACCGUCAUUAUUAUCGCAGCGGUUAUGACGGCUAUUAUCAUUUGUAUCGUCACGAUACUAGCCAUCAGAAAAAUGCGUUCCGGUGAAACGGCUUCGAUGCCUUGGGCCAUCCCAGUCCAAAUGGUAAAACUCGUCGAUGUCGAAUCAUCGCAAAUCGGGAGCCAACAACUUUCCAUCCACAGCAUCCAACAACAACUCGAAGACAAAUCGGCCGAAAAAAAAGCCAAAGAGUCACUAAAAAGUCGCCAGCUGGCAACGAUCGAUCAGGCUUACGUCGUUGUGGAGAGCUAUAGCUUGAAGGAAAAGCUGGUAUUCAGCCGUCAUGAGAUGCAUUGGCUUUAUUUGAUUAAGCAGAUUAGCCACGAUAAUCUGAAUCCAUUCAUGGGAUUGUGUUUUGAUCGUUCGCAACAUCUGUUUGUCAUGUGGAGUCAUUGUUUUCGGUGGAAAAACAACUCGGUGAUAUCUACACUUGAUGGUGCUCCAAUUAUUGCAAAUUCUGAACUUCAUUACUAUGCUCCUGAGAUCCGUAAGGGACUGAAAACCCUGAUGUAUACAAAUAGGAUGGACGCUAUCCAACUCAGCCCGAAACAGGGACAAGCCGGAGACCUCUACGGUUUUGGAAUGAUAUUAUUUGAAAUCUUAUACCGGAAGAAAGUCGCGUCAAUCGAUGAUGCGAUCGUCAGCGAAGAGGACAAUUUGAUCCUGUGUGAGCAAGCCGAAGCACAGGUUCCAUUAUACCCUACCAUUCCGGAAUCUGAUGAUGUUCAUCCUGACCUACUGGGUCUUAUGCACAAGUGCUGGGGCGCAGCUGAAACUCGGCCGGACACGAAUUUAGCUCGAAAAAUCACCGAUGCCACUUUGAAAAUGAGCGGUUCACUUGUGGACCAGAUGAUUAAAAACCUAGAACAGUACACCAACAAUCUCGAAAACCUCGUCAAAGAACGAACCGGCCAGCUUGAAGAAGAACAGAAAAAGGCGGAAGCAUUGCUGAGUGAAUUGCUGCCAAAAACGGUUGCUGAUGAGUUGAAAGUCGGGAGGAGGGUCGACCCAAAAACCUAUAAAGCAGCGACAAUCCUAUACUCGGAUAUUGUCGGUUUCACGUCGCUAUGCUCGGAGUCGCAGCCCAUGGAGGUCGUAAACCUACUCUCCGGCAUGUUCCAACGCUUCGAUCAAAUUAUCUCAGUCCAUAAUUGCUACAAAAUUGAAACGAUUGGUGAUGCUUAUAUGGUGGCCUCGGGUGUCCCUAUUCCGAGUAAGACGGACCACGUACGCGAUAUCGCUUCGGUGGCAUUACAACAACGAGAGUUCCUCUACGAUUUUGAAAUCCCUCAUCGGCCCGGUCAAUUUCUACACUGUCGUUGGGGGUUCAACACUGGACCUGUGUUCACAGGUGUCGUCGGAAUCAGCGCUCCAAGAUAUUGUGUUUUUGGUGGAACGGGAGUCGGAACUUUACUUACAUAUUGGUUAGAUGGUGUUGAAGAGCUUCUUCAAAGCUCCCGUGAUUCGUACAAAGCUAUCUCAGCUAUGGUCGAGGCGCAGGUU
Mesorhabditis spiculigera is the source of this 2835-nucleotide messenger RNA. The record is from the annotation of a GenBank genome assembly. Lineage: Eukaryota; Metazoa; Nematoda; Chromadorea; Rhabditida; Rhabditidae.